GGCCUCGGGCACAGUCGUUCGUAGAACUCGAGGCACUCGAGUGGUCUAAUAUAUUGAAAGUGUGACCACAGCUCUCUAAAACGAGAAGAAUGAUGGCAUCGCUCAAGCUGUCCACCAUCCUACUACUGACAACUCUGGCCGUGUUUAGCGCGGAAGUCGCCUCACAAGCGGAAAUCGGCUCUCACUCCAUCACCGUGGGCAUUCGCGAGCAAAACGACAAGAUGAUUCACCAGGAGCACAUAUCAGAAUCGUUCCUUAUCACAGGCCAGAAAAAGAUCAUCGAGCGCGUGAUUCGCGCAUCGGAGAACCAUGUGAUUACCAUGGUACGAGCUAUCGACGACGCGACCGAUGGAACCGGUGCCGAGCCCAGUAUAACCAGCGGAGGACCAGGCUCCGAUUGGGUUGCCGUCAGGUUUAAGAGCCAGAGAUUACGCGGCGUCUACUUUAAUCUCGAGGUCUAUGCCAAGCCCAGCUACUAAUUCUGCUAUAUACACACGUAUAUUGCGCGCUGCAUGCUAGUAUCUUGUCUAAUCUUCGUCUAAUAUUAUUCUACAUUUACCUAACUCAAUUAGUUUAAAUCUCAUUAGAGGUAAUGAAUCUCAGUCUUUUCAGCAAAUAUUUACUUAAAAAAUAAAAUGAUUUCCAUUCAAAUGUUUGUCCAAAUUUUUAUUAUUUAUGAGAAAUAAAUAAAUUUCUACUU
Molecule: messenger RNA, 700 nt
Organism: Phymastichus coffea
Lineage: Eukaryota; Metazoa; Arthropoda; Insecta; Hymenoptera; Eulophidae
Product: probable salivary secreted peptide
Exons: 1
Coding region: 90-479 (129 amino acids)
Source: RefSeq, a predicted model, not a curated record